Molecule: messenger RNA, 1077 nt
Organism: Alternaria burnsii
Lineage: Eukaryota; Fungi; Ascomycota; Dothideomycetes; Pleosporales; Pleosporaceae
Product: cytochrome p450
Exons: 2
Coding region: 1-1077 (358 amino acids)
Source: RefSeq, a predicted model, not a curated record
AUGAACCUCUUCGUGCCAACCUCUCCCGUCUCCUUCCAUUCGCAUCCAACCCUCAUCAUCCAGAACCCCAAUGUCUCGACAUCGAUGGUUUCCUCGUCAAACGAUGUGGGUCUCAUCACCUACCCGGCCACCGUCAACAUAGCGACACUUGUCGUCUUCUUCCUCUAUCUCGUCAUUUCCAUCUGGCUCAUCUUCCGCCAGGGCCUGGGUCGCAGCUCCCCGUGGAUAUGGCUCACCUUGUUAUCCAUAUGUCGGCUUACCCAGGUGUCACUCGAUUUGGCGGCCACAACCAUGUUUCCAAAGCUCACCGCGUCAAACACGAGUCUUGAAAGUGGUGUUGCGAUCCUGACUACCAUGGGCCUGACGCCAUUGUUCAUGGCUACCAGCAGCCUGCUCAACGCGACGACGCGCCCCAAAGGUCGACGCAUGCAAUGGAUCUUGCUCAUGGUUCACAUCCCGCUCAUUAUUUCCUUCAUUCUUAUCGUUGCUGGCGGCAUCGAUCCGGAUUCUCGAGAUGGACCCACUUUUGCAGCUACGGAAGCCACCAAGGCCGGGGUUUCGCUUUACUUGGCGUGUUUCCUCGUCUUGAUCUGGUCCACUACAGUCAUCUCAGCGCGUCUCUACCUUGCCGAUAGAGAUGAGGUCCGAAUUCUUACGACUGUCGUUUUGAGUCUGCCGUUCUUCGUCGUCGAUGUUGUCUACAUGAUGUGCUUCGCUUUUGAGAAAUGGAAGCCCAAUUCCGGCCUCGACGGUUGGCAGACUAUGCGUUUCAACGUCAUCAGUGGUGACGUGACGCUUCAACUGUGCAUGCAAGUCAUUAUGGAAUGGGUUAUCGUCGGGCUUUACCUUGGUUUGGGUCUCGAGCUACCUACUAAGGCUGUAAGACUACGAAGGCAGAUGCAAGAUCAGAUGGAUCAAGCUAGGAACAUUGAUGUGGACGCAUGGCAAGAGACGGUGCUAUGGAAGCUUCAUGAUGGCGUCUCACGGCUCGUUGCAGCAAUGAUCAUGCCGGCCUUGCAGUUUGCGCAUUGGAUGUUAGGAAAGAUACUGCGGUCCGGGCAGCAAAACACGCCUUGA